GCACCAUGAACGGCCACUCUAAUUCGUACCACCUGUAAAAGCGCGCCUCAAUUUUUGGCAUCAUUGAAACCCAUGUUUAUUGCAAAAUAAUUUAAGAAUGGAUGCCAAACGCAAAUUUAAUGGUCCUUCCAAUGGGCAGGCCAAAAGGCCCAGGAAUCCUGAUGAUGAUGAGGAGAUGGACUUCGAGUCGGAAUUGGCCGCCUUUGAGAACAGUGAGGAUAUGGAUCAGACUUUGUUACUGGGAGAUGGACCGGAGAACCAACAGACCAGCGAACGCUGGUCCCGGCCAGCGCCUCCCAAGCUAGAUCCCGCCAAAGACAGCUUGGAAUUCCAGCAACUGGAUGUUGAGAACUAUCAAGGUCAACCGCUGCCCGGGAUGCCGGGUGCCCAGUUGGGUCCGGUGCCUGUAGUUCGCAUGUUUGGUGUCACCAUGGAUGGGAACUCUGUUUGCUGUCACGUCCACGGAUUCUGUCCGUAUUUCUACAUUGAAGCACCCAAGAAGUUCGAGGAGCGCCACUGCGAGAAACUGCAGCAAGCUCUUGAUCAGAAGGUCAUAGCUGAUAUUCGGAACAACAAGGAUAAUGUUCAGGAAGCUGUGCUGAUGGUCGAGCUGGUGGAGAAGCUUAAUAUCCAUGGCUACAAUGGCGACAAGAAGCAACGAUACAUCAAGAUCUCUGUGACUCUGCCCAGAUUUGUAGCUGCCGCCUCUCGUUUGCUAAAGAAGGAGGUCAUUAUGGCGGAGAUAGACUUUCAGGACUGUCGUGCCUUUGAGAACAACAUCGACUUCGAUAUCCGGUUCAUGGUGGACACUUCAGUGGUGGGCUGUAACUGGAUAGAGCUGCCGAAAGGUGAGUGGCGGCUGAGGAGCAGCCACAGCAAGCCAUUGCCCGAGUCCCGUUGCCAGAUCGAAGUGGAUGUCGCCUUUGACAAGUUCAUAUCCCACGAACCUGAGGGCGAAUGGGCCAAAGUGGCUCCCUUCCGCAUCCUGUCCUUCGAUAUCGAAUGCGCUGGUCGCAAAGGAAUAUUCCCAGAGGCCAAAAUGGAUCCUGUUAUCCAGAUAGCCAACAUGGUCAUACGGCAGGGCGAGCGCGAGCCCUUCAUCAGAAAUGUUUUCACCCUGGACGAGUGUGCUCCGAUUAUCGGUAGCCAAGUGUUGUGUCACGACAAGGAGACCCAGCUUCUGGACAGGUGGAGCGCCUUCGUCCGAGAGGUGGAUCCCGACAUUCUAACUGGCUACAACAUAAACAACUUCGAUAUACCCUACCUUCUCAACCGGGCUGCUCAUUUGAAGGUGAAGAACUUCGAGUAUCUGGGCAGGAUCAAGAACAUACGUUCGGUGAUCAAGGAACAGGUGAUACAGUCCAAGCAAAUGGGCCGUCGGGAAAACCAGUACGUGAACUUCGAAGGCAGGGUCCCCUUCGAUCUGCUGUUUGUGCUGCUCCGAGACUAUAAGCUACGCUCCUACACCCUCAACGCCGUGAGCUAUCACUUCCUGCAGGAACAGAAGGAGGAUGUGCAUCACAGCAUCAUUACAGAUCUGCAGAACGGCGAUGAGCAGACGCGUCGCCGCCUGGCCAUGUACUGCCUAAAGGAUGCGUAUCUUCCGCUGCGUUUGCUGGAGAAACUGAUGGCCAUCGUCAACUAUAUGGAAAUGGCCAGGGUGACGGGUGUACCUCUGGAGUCACUACUUACCCGCGGACAACAAAUAAAAGUCAUGAGCCAACUGCUGCGCAAGGCCAGGACCAAGGGCUUCAUCAUGCCCUCCUACACCUCUCAAGGAUCGGAUGAACAGUUCGAGGGGGCUACUGUUAUUGAGCCCAAAAGAGGCUACUACGCAGAUCCCAUAUCCACGCUGGAUUUCGCCUCUCUGUACCCGAGUAUAAUGAUGGCCCAUAAUCUCUGCUACACCACCUUGGUUCUUGGCGGAACUCGCGAAAAGCUAAGGGAGCAGGAAAAUCUCCAGGACGACCAAGUGGAGCGCACGCCCGCCAACAAUUAUUUCGUAAAAUCCGAGGUGCGAAGAGGUCUCCUGCCUGAAAUCCUGGAAUCCCUGCUGGCCGCAAGAAAACGGGCCAAGAACGACCUGAAAGUGGAAACCGAUCCGUUUAAGAGGAAGGUUCUGGAUGGUCGCCAGCUGGCGCUGAAGAUUUCAGCCAAUUCCGUGUACGGAUUCACAGGAGCCCAGGUGGGAAAGCUGCCUUGUCUGGAGAUUUCCGGCAGUGUGACGGCCUACGGACGCACCAUGAUUGAGAUGACCAAGAACGAGGUGGAGUCGCACUACACACAAGCCAACGGCUACGAAAGCAAUGCGUUAGUCAUUUAUGGCGACACGGACUCUGUGAUGGUCAACUUUGGCGUGAAGACCUUGGAGCGGAGCAUGGAACUGGGCAGGGAAGCGGCCGAGCUGGUCAGCUCCAAGUUCGUCCAUCCCAUCAAGCUGGAGUUCGAGAAGGUGUACUACCCCUACCUUCUCAUUAACAAGAAGCGCUAUGCGGGAUUGUACUUCACCCGACCGGAAACCUACGAUAAGAUGGACUGCAAGGGCAUUGAGACCGUGCGAAGAGACAACUCGCCCCUGGUGGCCAACCUGAUGAAUACCUGUCUCCAGAAGCUGCUCAUCGAACGAGAUCCCGAUGGCGCCGUGGCCUACGCCAAGCAGGUGAUAGCAGAUCUGCUCUGCAAUCGGAUAGAUAUAUCCCACCUGGUCAUCACCAAGGAGCUGGCCAAGACUGACUACGCCGCCAAGCAGGCGCACGUGGAGCUGGCCGCCAAGAUGAAGAAGAGGGAUCCCGGUACGGCGCCAAAGCUGGGAGAUCGAGUUCCCUACGUUAUUUGCGCUGCAGCCAAAAACACUCCCGCCUACCAGAAGGCAGAAGAUCCCCUGUAUGUUCUGGAGAACAGCGUGCCCAUUGACGCUACCUACUAUCUGGAGCAGCAGCUGGCAAAGCCGCUGCUGAGAAUCUUCGAGCCAAUUUUGGGAGAGAAGGCAGAGUCCAUUCUGCUGAAGGGCGAGCACACACGCACCCGCACUGUGGUGACCUCCAAAGUGGGCGGAUUGGCUGGCUUUAUGACCAAGAAGACAUCCUGUUUGGGCUGCAAGUCCCUGAUGCCCAAGGGCUACGAGCAGGCCUGCCUUUGUCCGCACUGCGAGCCUCGGAUGAGUGAGCUCUAUCAGAAGGAAGUGGGGGCCAAGCGGGAACUGGAAGUAUCCUUUUCACGCCUGUGGACUGAGUGCCAGCGCUGCCAGGGAUCGUUGCACGAGGAAGUGAUCUGCUCCAACCGGGAUUGUCCCAUCUUCUACAUGCGACAAAAGGUGCGCAUGGAUCUUGAUACGCAGGAGAAGCGUGUCCUCCGAUUCGGCCCAGCCGAUUGGUGA
Messenger RNA from Drosophila ananassae, 3376 nucleotides. RefSeq names its product DNA polymerase delta catalytic subunit (gene PolD1). Gene Ontology annotation, biological process: DNA replication proofreading; nucleotide-excision repair, DNA gap filling; base-excision repair, gap-filling. Lineage: Eukaryota; Metazoa; Arthropoda; Insecta; Diptera; Drosophilidae. Gene Ontology annotation, cellular component: delta DNA polymerase complex. The transcript is spliced from 2 exons. Gene Ontology annotation, molecular function: nucleotide binding; DNA binding; 3'-5'-DNA exonuclease activity. The record is from RefSeq and is a predicted model, not a curated record. Bases 98 to 3376 code for a protein of 1092 amino acids.